This is a messenger RNA of Oryza brachyantha (malo sina), 3507 nucleotides long. RefSeq names its product F-box/LRR-repeat protein 15. The transcript is spliced from 17 exons. The record is from RefSeq and is a predicted model, not a curated record. The coding region runs from base 66 to 3125 and encodes 1019 amino acids. Gene Ontology annotation, molecular function: protein binding. Lineage: Eukaryota; Viridiplantae; Streptophyta; Magnoliopsida; Poales; Poaceae.
UGGUGCUAGGGUUAGGUUUCCUCGCGGUGAUGUGGUGACGGGGGGUGGGGUGGGGUGGUGGGGGGAUGACGGACCGGGGGAGGAUGAAGGGUGUGGAGGGUGGCGAGGGAGGGAGUGCUGGUGGGGAGGGGGAGGAGAGGGACGGGGAGGCACGGGAGGAACUGGAGCUCGCGCUCUCGCUGGGUCGGCGUGGGUGGCAUUUGCCACCGGCGCCGCGGCGUGAGCCACCCACUCCCACAGCGAUGAGGUGGACGGUGCCUCAUGCCUGGGACCACGAAGCGGCAGGGAGCUCGAGGACUGUGUCGAGGAUAUGGGAGGCACCGCAUGCCCCUCCGCUUAGGUUACGGGACAUGUGGAAUGGCGGACACGCAGACAGUGGUGCAGGGGCCGCUGUAGAUGCCGCUGAAGAGGGGGAAGAGGAUGAUGAGGACGGAGAUGAAGAUGGAGACAGGGAUCUGCAGAGUAAACGAGCCAAAGUGCGCGGGUUCGGCGAAGAAACCCCGCAACAUUCUGGUGUAAAUGCUUCCUUCUUCGGCUUUGAAACAACUCAUUUCCCUGGUUCUGAUGAACAUGUCCAUUUCAAGCUGUCACACUGUGCAGAAAAUGAAUUAAAUUUUGGUUUGUCGCUUUUUCCAAAUGAUGGUGUUAAUGAGAACCCAAGGGAUGCCAAUGUUGACGAUGCAGAAAACUCAGGUGGAAGAAAUUCUGAAGAUGUCGAAAUAAGAAUGGAUCUAUCUGAUGAUCUAUUGCACCUGAUAUUCUCUUUCUUGGGUCAGAGGGAUCUAUGCAAAGCAGGUGCCUCUUGUAAACAGUGGCGCUCUGCUAGUAUGCAUGAAGACUUCUGGAAAUGCUUGAAGUUUGAGAAUACUAGGAUAUCUCUGCAAAACUUUGUUGACAUUUGCCAUCGUUACCCAAAUGUGACAUACCUCAAUCUGUCUAGUGUCCCACAUGCAGAAUUACUGGUGAUGGAAGCGAUAACAUGCUUAAGGCAUCUCAAGACAUUAACGAUGGGCAAGGGGCAACUGGGAGAAUCAUUUUUUCAGUUGUUGUCUGAAUGCCCAUUACUGACUACUCUGACAGUUAGUGAUGCAUCCCUAGGGAGUGGCAUUCAAGAAGUGACUAUUAAUCAUGAUGGAUUGCGUGAACUUCAAAUUUUGAAAUGUCGUGCACUCAGAAUAUCUGUCAGAUGUUCCCAGCUUCAAAUUCUCUCCUUGAGGCGAACUGGCAUGGCUCAUGUAUCACUCAACUGUCCUCAGUUGGUUGAAUUGGAUUUUCAAUCCUGCCAUAAACUUUCUGACAAUGCUAUCCGCCAAGCUGCUACAGCUUGUCCACUGUUAGCAUCACUAGAUAUGUCAUCUUGCUCCUGUGUUACUGAUGAGACACUGCGUGAGAUAGCUAAUUCAUGUCCAAAUCUUUCUGUUCUUGAUGCAUCUAACUGCCCAAACAUUUCAUUUGAGUCGGUAAGGCUUGCGAUGUUGAUAGACUUGAGACUACUAAGUUGUGAGGGAAUCACGUCUGCUUCCAUGACUGCAAUAGCUUACAGUCGUCUGCUCGAGGCAUUGCAACUUGAUAACUGCAGUCUGUUGACAUCUGUGUCUUUGGAUCUGCCACAUCUUAAGAAUAUAAGCCUUGUUCACCUGCGCAAGUUUGCUGAGUUGACUUUGAGAAGUCCUGUGCUUUCUUAUAUUAAAGUUUCCAGAUGCUCAGUUCUUCAUCGUGUUAGCAUAACAUCAAAUGCUCUUCAGAAAUUGGUGUUGCAAAAGCAAGAGAGCCUAUCAAGUCUAUCAUUGCUAUGCAACAAUUUGAUCGAUGUGGAUCUUAGUGACUGUGAAUCAUUAACAAAUGCAGUUUGUGAAGUUUUCAGUGAUGGAGGUGGUUGCCCAAUGCUCAGAUCAUUAAUUCUUGACAACUGUGAGAGUCUGAGCACUGUUGAACUGAAUAGUAGUUCCAUGGUCAAUCUCUCUCUUGCUGGUUGCCGAUCCAUGACAUUACUAAAACUCUCAUGUCCAAAUCUUCAAAAGGUGAAUCUUGAUGGUUGUGAUCACCUUGAAAGAGCAUCGUUUUGUCCAGUUGGCCUUGAAUCCCUAAACCUUGGAAUCUGUCCAAAAUUAAAGGUUCUUCACGUUGAGGCCCCUAAGAUGUCUCUAUUGGAGUUGAAGGGUUGUGGUGUUCUUUCUCAGGCAUCAAUAAAUUGCCCUCGCUUGGCAUCCUUAGACGCCUCAUUCUGCAGGCAACUUAUGGAUGAUUCACUGUCUCAAACAGCAGAGGCGUGCCCCCUAAUUGAAAAUCUUAUCCUGUCGUCAUGUAUAUCGAUUGAUAGGAAUGGAUUGUCGUCUUUGCAUUGCCUUCAUAAGCUGACCUUGCUUGAUCUGUCAUACACAUUUUUGGACAACUUGAAGCCUGUUUUUGACAGUUGCCCACAGCUAAAGACGUUGAAACUUUCUGCGUGCAAGUAUCUCCGUGAUUCAUCAUUAGAUGCUCUCUACAGAGAGAGUGCUCUUCCAAUGUUAGUUGAGCUAGAUCUGUCCUACUCAUCGAUUGGGCAGAUUGCAAUAGAGGAGCUUCUUUCAUGCUGUACAAAUUUGGUUAAUGUGAAUCUGAAUGGAUGCACAAACCUGCUUCAAUUAGUGUGUGGUUCGGAUGACUGCAGUUCUGGCGACAUGCCUGUUGAUGUUUGUCCAACUGAUUCAGCACCAGUGAGGAGUGAAGAGAUCAGUGAGCGGUCUGAUCGUCUGCUUGAAGUUCUGAAUUGUACUGGUUGUCCAAAUAUUAAGAAAGUUAUCAUCCCUUCAGUGGCAACCUAUCUCCAUCUGUCCAAAAUCAAUCUUAAUCUGUCCACAAAUUUGAAGGAAGUAGAUUUGACAUGCUCCAAUCUCUAUUCUUUAAACCUGAGCAAUUGUAGCUCCCUGGAGGUUCUGAAGCUUGAUUGCCCAAGACUGACAAAUCUCCAACUUCUGGCAUGCACCAUGUUGCAAGAGGAGGAAAUAGAAUCUGCAAUAUCCCUCUGCAGUGCAUUGGAGAUUCUCAAUGUGAACUCUUGUUCAAAGAUAAAUGUGCUGGACUUUAGCAGACUGCGUGCGGCUUGUCCAAGCCUCAAGCGCAUCCAAAGCAGCCUUAUCGCAUAAUAUGAAGGCUGCAAUCGUUUUGAGGAGUCGUUGAGGCAAUAGUUUGCUGUAUCUGUGUGCCCUGUUCCUUCGACGUGGGAGAUUCUAGCUCUAGAUUUGGAAAGAACAAAAAAGAAGCCCUUCAUGGCACUCUUGUACAGGCUAGCGGCAGCAUCGCCAUUAUAUUGCAUGGCAACGUAUAUUAGGAGCCAGGGUGGGGGUGAUGCGAGCGGUUUCAGUUGAUUCUCGUGCGGUAAUAAGUAUCAUCUCUAGCUGAAUCUUGGUGGGUGUGUAAUUGUUUCUGUUUCCUUUUCUUUUACCUGUAUUGCGCUCCUAUGGAGCGACCAGAUCUGUACUCCGGUUUACAUAUGCGUUAAUAAUCAUCUUGGUUGGAUCUGAGCUA